Molecule: messenger RNA, 4082 nt
Organism: Nematostella vectensis (starlet sea anemone)
Lineage: Eukaryota; Metazoa; Cnidaria; Anthozoa; Actiniaria; Edwardsiidae
Product: tolloid-like protein 1
Exons: 13
Coding region: 102-2765 (887 amino acids)
Biological process (GO): proteolysis
Molecular function (GO): serine-type endopeptidase activity; metalloendopeptidase activity; calcium ion binding
Source: RefSeq, a predicted model, not a curated record
UGAAUACUUCAUACAUUGCGCGCUCUCUUGCCAAACCACAAGAGCGAGCACUUUUAAUCCUAAUAUAGAGUAUCACCCUGGCACGGUGCUACGGAUUGAAUAUGCUGUCUCUGAAAUGUUUGUCGGUUGUACUGGUGCUAUUUCUCUAUAUUGAUCGUUCCGAGUGCGACGGAUUUUCAUGUAGAGAAGCAGUAGAGGGAGAUAUCGUGGUCAAGCUGUUGCUACCCCACCAAGGUAGAAGAAGAGUUUCACGGGCAGCGAUUGCAAACAAAGAAGGACUUUGGAAGAAUGGCACCGUCCCUUAUAUAAUAGGACCAUUUUUCACUGAUGCUGUCAGAGGAAGAAUCUUGAAUGCGAUGCGCAAUUGGGAAAAGCAAACGUGCCUGCGGUUUGUUCCUAGAACUGAUCAGCGGGAUUACAUCGAGAUUCGUCUAAAACCGGGAUGUUGUUCAGCUGUUGGUCGAGUGGGUGGAAGACAGGAAGUUUUUCUGGGUUAUGGUUGCCACGGUUUUGGCACCAUUCUGCAUGAGCUUGGUCAUGUUAUCGGUUUCUGGCACGAGCAGAUGAGGCCGGACCGCGAUGACUACGUCGAGGUUCUCCACCAAAAUAUCGUGGAAGGAGAAAAACAUAAUUUUGCCAAGCUUCCGGUCAGCUCGGUUAACUCUUUGGAUCAGAUAUUUGAUUACCAAUCCAUCAUGCUAUACGGCACAAACGAUUUCAGCAGUAACUAUGGCCGGACGUUGAAGGCGAAGUUGUCCCGCUUCGUGUGGAAACAGCAAGGCGGCAUAGACUAUUUCCAGCUGCACACAAGGGAGGGCGCCUCACAACUCAGCCGUAGAGAUAUCAUACAAACAAACUUGCUGUACAAGUGUGCACUUUCACAUGAAAAUGGUGAAAUUCUCGUAGAAUCUCGAGGCAGGUUAAUGUCACCAAACUUUCCAAGACCAUACCCCCGAUCACGUGACUUAUCCUGGACGAUUCUUCCACGACGCAUGCGUAGCAAUGACGUGCUCGCGCUUGUGUUUGAAUUUUUCUUGGUUGGAACCGCAAAGCCUGAUGGAGAGUGUGAGAAUGGGGACUACUUGGAAAUCCGCGAGGGAAAGGGCGAGCUCGCGCCUUAUUUGGUCAAGUUAUGCGGAGCUAGAAAACCAUUUGUUAUCGCUGUACCACGUGAUAGCUUGUACGUCAGACUUCACGCGACAAACGACACUGUUGCUAUCGUAACGCCAAGUCCGACCCUUUCGAUUCAAUCGCGAAGAAUACUUAGGAAUUCUGAAGAGAAGCGAAUUGGCUUUUUGCUUGAUUACAGAAUUACCUCCAGUUGUUACAUAAUGCUGUCAGAUUUGAAUGGCACCAUUUCCAGUCCUGGCUAUCCCACUCCCUACCCUGACAAUACUGAUUGUAUCUGGCAAAUAUCUGUUCCAACCGGUCAUCGAAUUGCGCUAGCCUUCAUCGACUUUGACUUCCGACAGGUAAACCAGGAGGAUGGAUGUACUGACUACCUUGAGAUGCGGGAAGGAGAAAAAGCCACAUCUCAACUUGUCAGUGUUCACUGCGGGCGCGAUUUCCCCCAAAAUCUGACAACAAGUGGAAAUCACCUGCGUAUUGCGACACAUUCGGGACAAGCCGGAAGAAAGGGAGGAGCAGGGUUUAAGGCUCGUUAUCAGGCGGUAGAUAUUGACGAAUGUAAAGAGGGGGGUUCCAGCCCCUGCGAACAGGGAUGCUUGAAUGUGCCAGGGGGUUAUCUCUGCGGAUGCUACGAAGGCUAUUUCUCUCUGAGGGAUAACCCCCACCAUGUCAACUGCAUAGAUAUCGACGAGUGUGAACGGGAUAAUGGCGGCUGCUCACACAACUGCACCAACACUUACGGGGAUUACUUUUGUUCCUGCCCACAAGGAUAUUACCUGGACAAAGAUCAAAGAACAUGUAAAGAUUCGGACGAGUGCAGGCUAUCCAUUUGCUCUCACACUUGUAUCAAUACCCCCGGAAGUUACCGAUGCGAGUGCAAAUAUGGCUACUUGCUAGACACCAACGAAAGAAGCUGCAUUCUUGCUAUCCCAAUGUGCACCGGGACUCUAACAUCACCCGUGGGUAGAUUCAAGUCCCCCGCGAUCCCGACAUGGUACCGAGGCUUGGUGGAGUGCGAGUGGGUCAUCCGGGUACGCGAGCUGUAUACCAUCGGGGCGUACAUGUCCCUGUCCUGGUCACGUGAUCAAGACUGUCGUAAUUACCUGCGCGUGGCCUGGGACGAGGGUGUCAUUAAAGAGUCGCUGCAGUUUUGUGGCCGUGAGGAUAUUGAGGGACUGGGUCUGCUUCACUUCAAGGCUCAUGAGAUCAGGGUGCAUUACUCUGUCCAGGCGCCUUAUCCCGAGGGGUUCACGUUUCGAUACCACAUGAGGCCCAAGAGAGAAGACCUCUGUGGCGGUAUCCUGUAUGGGCCCAAAGGCAUCAUUCAGUCCCCCAACUACCCGUCUUCUUAUCCGAGCCGCGUGGGAUGCCUGUGGCAAAUCCUCAGCCCGAAAGGAAAGCACGUGAAGCUGACAUUUGAGACCUUUGAGCUCGAGAGCGAAGCACAUUGCCAAUAUGAUUACGUAGAUAUCCGCGCAAAAUAUCAAAUCUCCGAUAAGCUGCGGCCUGUUGGCCGGUUCUGUGGUAAUGCAAGACCCCCUGCAAUGGAACCCAAAGAAGACGAAAUAUGGAUCAACUUCCAGUCAGACAGCACAGUCCAACGAAAGGGUUUCCGUGCUCAGUACACAUUUGUUUAAGCCAUUAUUAUAUAUUAGCAUGUACAUAUCCGCUAUAAAUAAUCCAUCGCUCUCUAAGGCGACAGCCGCAGCAAUUUCUGUGUUUAUUUGGCUCGAGUUUGCCACUAAAAGAAAACGCAGUGGCUAUAUGCCCGACAGUCGGGAAAGGUCCUUGAUGGACUAAAUGCCCAAAAGUUCCUAACUUAUUCAAAUAUAACCCAGCAAAUUGUCGAUCUAGUGAGUUCAAAGUAUUCUAUAUUUGUUGAGAAAGGGCAGGCAAUCUGAGUUGAGCUUUGUUGUCUAUGUUGAAUGUUUUCUGUUGUCUCUUUACACUAUAAAUACGUAAUUUUAGUGGCCAUUUUCGACAAUAUGCUGCUAAAUGGCGACAGCUCUCGAUUUGCUAAAAUAUUACGGUGAAUUUUCAACCUUGCGAGUUUAAAGUAUUCUAUAUUUGUUUAGAAAGGGCAAGCCAAUCUAAAUUGAGCUUUUUGUUGCUUUUUGUUUUUUCUUGCUUGUAAACACUAUAAACCUUUUCCGACUGUUGUUGUAGAAUUGUAGCAGAUAAAAUGCAAGGGUCAUUAAAAUAGUGAUGGUGUUGGACAUUUAUCUGUCGGCCGUUGCUAGGCAAACUUCAAGACUGUAUAAAUCUGCCAAACAUUGGUGAAAUGGAAUGAAUUUAGCCAUGGCAUCAUUGUUUAUGAAUCUCCAAAUUUUGAUGACGUCAUCAGGCGAUAUGACGUUACAACAGAAAAAUUAUAUAAUCUUAGCUGUUAAAGCAUCUGCAAUGAUAAAUGAAGCUUAAUGGCAUUAUCCGGGAGGGUGCCUAAAAGUUACGUAUGCCUUUUCGAUUCUUCCAAAUAAUAAAAUUUUCGCACAAUUAUAUAUAUUUUUUUAAUAAUUUCUUUAAUUUUCAAUAUAUUGGGAAAUUGCUGUUAUUACGUUUUUCUCGCCAGUCUCGGGCGUUUGUUUUCGAAGCUAAAAAAGUCGCGCGCGCGUAAAUAGUUUUCCCGCCAAUUUAUUUUCCCGCCUGGAAGUGUGAAUUUCCCGGAUGAUCGCCUACGCGCCUAACAACCGAAUCGCCAAGUAACGAGAAGCUCAAUUUAGAAUCGCUUGCUUUUUCUAAACAUAUAUAGGAUAAUUUGAACUCACAAGGCUGACAAUUUACUGGCUUAUUUGCACAGUCAAUUUUAACAUUUGUUGUUCACUGAUGUAAAUAGUGAUCUUGAUUUUGGUAUAGUGAUGUGGUUUAUUUCCCACUGCUACCAUAUUAAAGGUUAUUAUUAGGUUAUUCUUAUUAUUUGUGGUAUUUGUAUUUGAGUAAAUUAUUCGUUCUGGUUA